Leptopilina heterotoma is the source of this 6648-nucleotide messenger RNA. It is a transcript of the gene Dscam3, whose product is annotated as Down syndrome cell adhesion molecule-like protein Dscam2. The record is from RefSeq and is a predicted model, not a curated record. Gene Ontology annotation, biological process: cell-cell adhesion. Gene Ontology annotation, molecular function: protein binding. Bases 358 to 6309 code for a protein of 1983 amino acids. The transcript is spliced from 36 exons. Lineage: Eukaryota; Metazoa; Arthropoda; Insecta; Hymenoptera; Figitidae.
UGUACGUUUGAGGUUCUAACCUCAAAAUAUUGCGACAUUAAUUUGCUUAAUAUUCGAUUAUAUUAAAAGUAGUUCGUGUUUAAGUAUAUUGACAAAUUUUGAUAAAAUGAAGUUGGGAUUAAACGUUUUUACUGAAAAUUCAUACGUUUUUCAUUAAGAAAAUGUAUAUAAUUCGUGAACAAGGUCACCACCAACAAACAUGAAUAUUAUUUUGGAAUAAUUAUAAUUUCGAAGGAAAAUUCAGAAAUAUGGAAAUUAAAAUACCUUGGAUUGUGUAUAUUUUUGAUUUUGUGACAUCACGGAAACUUUCAAGAAUGCGUUGAAGCGACCUUGCCUCGUCGAACUUGGACCUCGGGAAUGGAUUCGACCACCCUGCUGGUCCUCCUGAUCGCAUGGAGUUGGACCGUAAAUGGACAGCAGGGGCCGGUCUUUGUCCUGGAGCCCCAGAGCACUCUUAUCUUCUCCAACACAACUGGAUCGCAAUUGAGUUGUUCGGCUCAUGGGAGUCCGACUCCUGAUGUCGUCUGGAUAACCAGUUCAGAUCACAGAUCGGUCAGUGCAGUUCCAGGUCUACGGCAGCUUCUCGGAAACGGAACUCUGUCCUUUCCGGCGUUUUUGCCCCAAGAUUUCCGAGCCGAAGUUCACAAUGCACGCUACAGAUGCAGGGCGACAAAUUCCAUGGGCAGUGUUUUGUCGCGCGAAGUUACUCUUCGAGCCGUGGUAACAGCUCCAGGAUACGAUGUAACGGUGAACAGAUUUCCUGUUGUUGUUGGAAACAAUGCAGUACUUUCUUGUACGGCACGAGAGGAAGUCAAGGAACAUCUGAAAGUUGCCUCCUGGUAUCGAGACGAAGCUAUUCUUUUACCUGGCAAUACCGACACUGGCGGAAGAUUUGUGGUGACAUCGCAGGGUGAUCUUCAUAUCAGAGCAGCUAGAGAAGAGGAUGGAAGAGCUGUGUACUCCUGUCUCACUUGGCACGCAUUAACGGGAGAACGAAGAAAAAGUGAACCAGCAACAUUGACAGUCACAGAGCCAAAGGAUCUCCUGCCACCGAGGCUGAUGCAGCACCCUCAGAUCGCAAUUUCUGCUGAAAGGGAUUCAGAUGUGCAUCUUACUUGCUCAGCACAAGGGAAUCCUCCUCCACAAUUUACCUGGUAUAGGGAUAUAAACGGAAGUUCCGUUCGAGUUGAAUCUUACGGUCGGAUUCAACUUUGGGGAGAUUUGAUGCAAAUUCGCCGUGUAGACGCUCAGGACGCAGGGAGGUAUAUUUGCAAUGCGAGUAAUCAGUUAGGUGUACAACGAGCCGAAACGCACCUUGCUGUUACGUCAAAACUCAAUGCUCGUAUUCAGCCACGACUUCAGGUUAUUAAUUCGGGAGAAAUGGCAGUCAUGAAUUGUACAGUUGAGGGAUAUCCAGUGGAAAGUGUCGAAUGGUUACACGAUGGUGUUCCAAUUUUAACAGCUCAUGAGACGAGAAUUAAGUUAUUGAAUCCUCUGGUUUUACAAAUUAAUUCAGUGGGAAGAAAAGACAAGGGAAUGUAUCAGUGUUUAGUUCGAAGCGAUAAGGAAAAUGCGCAGGCAACCGCUGAAUUAAAAUUAGGAGAUACCGUACCAGAAUUGCAGUAUACUUUUAUCGAGCAGGCUUUGAGGCCUGGCCCUCCGGUUUCCCUUCGAUGUUCAGCGACAGGUUCACCUCCGCCUUCGUUCACCUGGUUUUUGGAUGGCGAGCCAUUGGGCGAAAUAAUGUCCGGUCAUCGAUAUGCUAUCGGACAAUAUGUCGAUCAAUCCGGAGAUGUGAUAAGUCAUCUAAAUAUCACAUCAGCAUCAUCUGAAGAUGGUGGUCUUUAUUCUUGCAUUGCUUCUAAUUCUCUCGCCUCCACGACUCACAAAGCAAGACUCAAUAUUUACGGACAACCUUACAUUCGAUCAAUUGGACCAAUCCGAGCGAUCGCUGGAGUGGAUACUACAAUUGCAUGUCCCUAUUCUGGAUAUCCAAUAACAUCUGUAGAAUGGUCGAGAAAUGGAAUAGGAUUACCUCUCGAUAUUAGACACCGAGUGGACAAUGGACACUUGACUAUCAUCGACGUAGAUCCUCAAGAUGCUGGAAUUUACACUUGCACCGUUCGAGCCAGAAUGGGUCAAACAGCCAGCAGAGAUAUUCAAUUUUUCGUCAGCAGUCCACCAGUUAUGAGCCCAAUUUUCUUUCCUGCGGAUCUUCAGGAAGGUAGUAGAACUCAAGUCUCAUGUAGCAUAACUUCCGGCGACAUGCCGAUUCACUUUUCAUGGCUCAAGGAUGGCGAACCAUUGCCAUCGUCACUUCUCAUUGAGGAAAGGGAGGAAACGUUUUUUCACUUUUUGAUAUUUAAGAAUAUUUCGUCAAGACACAGUGGUAAUUACACGUGUAUUGCGUUGAAUACUGCGGCAAAAGUUAAUCAAACGGCGGAAUUAUUGGUUCGUGUGCCUCCCCAAUGGGUGUUCGAGCCGCAAAAUGUUUCGACACUGUUGGGAAGUCUUCUUGUUGUUCACUGUAAAGCUGACGGCUUUCCACCCCCUACGAUCACAUGGCUGAGAAGUCGAGGUAGAAGUGCAAAUAAUUAUCAACCAUUGAUUGCCGGUCUCGAUGGUCGAUUGACAAUUUUACCGAAUAAUACUUUAUGGACCGCGUCGGCUGAACCACAGGAUGAGGGUCAUUACUUAUGUCGAGCAAAUAACAGUAUUGGAACUGGUCUUAGUAAAGUUAUCUACGUUUCUGUAAAUGAACCAGCGAGAUUUGAAUUUCAAAGCAAGAAUGUCACUAUUCGUCGGGGGGAAUCAGUUACUCUUGAUUGUACCGUGAUUGGUGACGACCCAAUUGAAAUAAAGUGGCUUCAUAAUAACAACCGAAUGAAUACAAAUGGCCACAGACUGAGCGUCAGUCAAGUGAAGACAGAUAAUGGUCUAAAGUCUCAGCUUUCAAUUAGAAGUAGUGAUCGUCAGGAUUCUGGAGUUUAUAGAUGUACUGCCGACAAUGCUUACGGUCGAAGCGAACAUCUCAUUUAUUUUGCAGUUCAAGAAAAACCAGAUCCACCAACGAAUCUCGAAGUAAUAGAAAUUGGUUCGAGAUCGAUUCGACUUUCAUGGAAAAAGGCGUUUGAUGGAAAUACUCCAAUUCAUAAAUACGUUAUUCAAUAUCGCCCGCUUGGUCAUGGAAUCACCGAUGAUUGGGAUCCGUUAAAAGCUCACAAUGUUUCCUUUAGUCCAGGUUUAUUGAGUUUUGAAUCUGCAAUGAAUCCAAAGCAAAAUGGUCUAUCACAUUAUGAGGUGUCAAAUGAAGAUCAAGAAGUUGUUCUGGUUAAUGGAUUGCAUCCUGCAAUUACCUACACUUUUCGAAUUUUUGCCAUCAAUAAUAUCGAUGGAAGUUCGCCGACUGAUCCGGUAGUUGCAAAAACUCAAGAAGAGGCUCCUACUGAACCGCCUCAAAGUAUCAAAGUUAAAUCGGCUGGACCUGGAGAAUUAAUAGUUAGCUGGCAGGCGCCUCCGAAAGAAUCAUGUAAUGGAGAUCUUUUGGGCUACAUAAUAACGUGGUCAGAGCAUUCGACCUCGACAUCGGGUGUUAAUCAAAGUAAAAGUUUGACUGUGAAUGGUUGGGCAACAACAAAAGUUCAAUUAACAGGUUUAAGAAAUUAUACAAAGUAUGACAUCUCCAUUAGGGCUUUUAAUAGUAUCGCGAGUGGACCGGCAAGUGUUCCUGUCGUUGGAACGACACAAGAAGGAGUGCCAGGCGCUCCGCCAACUCAAGUCACUUGUAACCCACUUUCGUCACAAAGUAUUAAGGUUUCUUGGCAUCCUCCGCCUUCUCAUCAACACGGAGGUGUCAUUCAAGGAUAUAAAGUUUACUACAGGCCGGUGCCUACCGAAAAUAUGGAGAUAUCGACUGUUGGUGAAGUUAAAAAGAUCUUGGGUGUUGAAACGUACCUGCACACUUUAUACAAAUAUACAAAUUAUUCAAUUAGAGUCUUAGCUUACACAAGUGCCGGAGAUGGAGUUCUUAGUCCUUCAAUUUAUUGCGCUACUGAAGAAGAUGUUCCAGGACCACCUGCGGGAAUAAAAGCUCUAUCUCUUACAGUGGAGAGUAUUUUAGUUUCGUGGUUACCACCAUUGCAGCCAAAUGGAAAAGUUUUAGAAUACACGGUUUACAGUAGAGAGGCUGGUUCACCACGACAAAAUAGUCAAGUUAUGCAUGAAUCGCCUCUGUCUUCGACUGACACUCUUACAAUGGAAUUGCGUGGCUUAAACGAACGGCAAUUGUAUGAAUUUUGGGUAUCGGCGACAACAAAGCUUGGUGAAGGUGAAUCGACAACAAUCGUGACACAAACGACAAAUACAAAAGCUCCAGCGAGAGUAGCUUCUUUUUCUCAAAUUUUGCGAAGACCUGUUAAGUCAUCGGUUGUUUUGUCCUGUCUUGUGGUUGGAAAUCCGACACCUCGACCCAACUGGACCUACAAAAAUAAUCAAGUUUCUUCUGGAAGGCACUACGAAAUAACAGCUGAUGGUCAUCUCAAUAUCCACGGCCUAGAUCAGUCAGUUGCUGGAAAUUAUACUUGCUCAGUGAAUAAUUUAUUUGGAGAUGAUUCUAUAACAUACACCUUAAUUGUUGUAAUGCCACCGAGAGCACCAAUUCUUGAACUUCAAUACACAACGACAGAUAGCAUCAAACUUUGUUGGAAUCAUCCUGAUAAUGGUGGCGCGACUAUACAAGGAUAUGUUUUAAGUUACAAACGGGAUCAAGGAGGAUGGGAGGAAAUGACCCUAUCUCCCGAACACACGGAAUUGACAUUAAGUGGUCUAAAGUGUGGAUCAUUUUAUCAUGCUCAUUUAACUGCCUACAAUCGAGUCGGAACUGGAGAUCCAAGUCCGUUGAUUAGUGCCACAACGAAAGGAACAGCGCCUCUUUUGCCGAGAGAACGUGACAUUGUGUCAGCGAAUUCAACAUCGGUGCGUUUAAAUUUAUCGGCCUGGCCAAAUGGAGAAUGUUUAAUUCAUUUUUACACUGUUGAAUAUCGAAGACGAAUAGGAACUGAACCGUGGAUUUUAGUUGCUAAUAGGGCAACUGAAAAUUUGUUAAUUAGAGAUUUGAAACCGGCGUCUUGGUAUAGUUUACGUUUCACUGCGCACAACGAUGCGGGCUCAACUCAAACACAAAUGGAAUUCGCUACAACAACUCUCAGCGGAAUCAGCAUUGGUCCUCCGAAUGAUUUAAUCAUGGACGAUGAUACCGUCAAGGGAAUACCCAGUUAUAAACUCCUUUACAUUGUUGUACCACUUAUUUGCGCAAUUGUUCUCAUUAUCUCUGCCGUUGUUCUGGGAUACGUCAUGUUUAAGCGUGCAAGGUCAAGCUACCUAGGAGACAUGUUACAAGGUCAACCGCAACCACCUGGUCUGGGAUUAAAUCAAAGUCAUCAAUCGCAUCAUCAUUUGUCAAAUUGCAUGUCUACUGUUCAAUUGAAAUCCACUGCUGAAAGGGACAACAGAAGAAAUCAUCAAGUUUACACCAGUUCGCCUGUCAAGCAAGAUAAUCACAAAUCAAACGAUCAUGGUUCAGAAAUGUACGAGAUUAGUCCUUAUGCGACGUUCAGCGUUCCUGGAAGGGACAAUCGAUCGGUGACAACGGCGACUUUGGAUUACACGAUGCAGUUUAAGACGUUUGGUCAUUUGGAGAACGAGGACAUCAAUGCGAUUGAUUAUGAGAGAUCGAGCGUGGAUUUUGAAAGGUCGAAAACGCCAAGGUGGCAUAAGCAAAGGUACUUUCCAAGCAUCGCUGAGGCCGAGAGCAAACUCCGUUCUAGUCGACAGGGUUCCGGUAGCGAUACUUCCGGAAGCCCGUGCGGUGAAUGCGCUGGACCAAGUUAUCGUGUUCCUGUUAAGCCUUGCAGGGAUAUUUUCUCGCGAGGCGUUGAGUCAAGUACAGAAUCUAAUAAUGAAGGUUCUCCGUCACUAGCGAGAAGACGAAAUAGACAGAUGAGCAGGUCCACUCGCAGUUCGGUAGAGGACAUGACGCUGCUGCCACCAACUGGAUUCAGCGACAGUCGCGAAUUGAGCGAGGCGGAAUGUGAUCGUGAUCGCGAUCGUGGACGAGGACGAGAUUGGCAAAGUUUAUCAAUCGCUACCCGUCAUGGUGGCAGCCUUGGACGACUUCCUAUCGAAGCUGUUGAAACAAUGCUUGCAAGGAAUUUGAAUUCAGGUAUCAACAGAGGAAGGAGCAGGAGAGGCAAGAAUUCACUAUUCACGUUUGAUAAGGACGAAAAUUUAUUCAUUCCAAAUCAUCGUUGAGCAAUUACAAUGACGAGCUUAGGCGAAAUAAAAUUAAUUAAGUCGUCUUCACGAACAAUUGUCCAGAGGUCUAGAGCUUUUCUAAAAAUAUGUGGAAUUGGUUGAAAUCCAGCUUCAUGUGCCAAUGAAUCAAAAAGAUCAUAUUGAGAAAGAAACAAUCGGAGUUUAUAUUAUGGAAAAACGCAAAUACUUACUUGAGAUCAUUAUCGCGAUCAGCGCGAUCCAAAAUGAGCCAAAGUAAAUCGAAACGUGACAAAAGUGCGGGUGGCAGUUGAAUAUUUUGUUCAACUGUUCUCUUCGUAUUAUAGCGGCCAUAAGCUGGAUUGGCAGCCGCUAAAA